This is a messenger RNA of Neocloeon triangulifer, 2610 nucleotides long. RefSeq names its product glycoprotein-N-acetylgalactosamine 3-beta-galactosyltransferase 1-like. Gene Ontology annotation, molecular function: N-acetylgalactosaminide beta-1,3-galactosyltransferase activity. The record is from RefSeq and is a predicted model, not a curated record. Gene Ontology annotation, cellular component: membrane. The coding region runs from base 799 to 1833 and encodes 344 amino acids. The transcript is spliced from 6 exons. NCBI's taxonomy places the organism in Eukaryota, Metazoa, Arthropoda, Insecta, Ephemeroptera, Baetidae.
AAAAUUUUGCUAAUUAUAAUGUUUUUUAAUCUGGCGUAGGGCAAAGUUUGAUCGAGUUUUAUAAUUUCAAAAUUUUAAUAAGUCAUUUAAAUAGUGGCGUUAAAAUAAUUUUGUUUUAUUGCCUGCAAAUAUGGAGCAUUUUUAAUCGCACUACCAGAGAGUACCGCAACCUGCGCUGCAUGACUGCUUAGCGGUGCAGCAUUUCUUUCAUUGCCAGUUAAAGACAUAAAGUGGUAAUAAUUUAUAUUUGACAAAGAUUCUAAACCCGGCCUCAACAUCGUUGAAAAGAAUGAAAACAAAAAAUAAAAAAAGGCAAGGCUGCUGGUAUUUUGAAUAAAAAUACAAAAUACAGAAACUCUUUUAGCAAAUGAGUCAAACAACAUUUUCAUAUAAUGUGAUUUAUCCAAUAAAUUCAUGGGCUAUGAGCCCAAAGAUUUUUUCAGCACAUUCAAAGCAACCUGCCAAAUUUUCUUGCACUUUUAAUAUAGAAUAACAAUACAUAUUAUUUAAGUUAUAAUAAAACAACAAAAUACAAUUUUAUGACACUGCGGCUUUCAUCAUUUCCGAUAUUUGACAAAUCAGUUCAGCCGCGUGCGUGAGCGCUACAGUCACGCUCUCAUCGGAACUGUCCUGAAUUCAGCCAAAAACUAGCUCGCUGUGCGACCACCACAGCGGCAUUGCAUUAUAUUCAGGAUGCGCAAAGCCAUCAUUUAAAAAGUUUCAUUCGUGCCCAACGCAAAUAUUUGAGCCACGACUACCUGAUCCAUAGUGCCAUAAACUUAAGUACAGGCCAUCACCAUGAGUAUUUUUUCCUCGGAAAAAGCCAUUUUCCUUUUGGGAAUUAUGAUUGGAAGUUUCACAUCAACUGCUUUUUACACAAACUGUUUCUGGCUGUUUGGUGAAAACGAGAGAAUGUUAAACAAGUUAAAAACUGACAAACAAAAGGUUGCAACGAUCGCUCGCAAAGAUGUUGAAGUUAAUCUUAAAAAAUUGGAACAUGCGGCCACAAAUAUUAAAGUUCAGCAACUGAGCAAUCACCAGCGACUUUUCUGUUGGGUCAUGACACAUCAAAAUAAUCAUCAAACUAAAGCAUCAACUGUAAGAGCCACGUGGGGGCGAUUCUGCGACACAAUUUUGUUUAUCAGUGAUGGCCCUCAAGAUAUAAAUUUUCCAAUUGUUCAUGUUGAUGCUCCAAAUGGCCGUUCGGGUCUUUGGCACAAAGUUCGAGCCGCUUUCAGACUCAUCCAUGAGAAGCAUGCGAAUAAGUUUGACUGGGUUUUGAAGGCCGACGAUGACACAUUUGUAAACGUUAAUUCGCUGAAACAGCUGCUGGCAUCGUACAACCCUGAACACGCUCUCUUUUUUGGGGAGCCUUUAAUUGGACAUGGUUCAGAAAGCGAGUACAUGGGUGGAGGAAGCGGAUAUAUCCUGAGCAAGGAGACUUUAAAACGAUUCAUUCGUCUGUUGGAUGAUCCCAGAAGUGACGGUCAAGUUGGUUGCGACCGAAAUUCAGCUACCUCAGGCGAAGACCCUUUAAUUGCCAGGUGCCUUUACAUGCUGAACGUCACCGGCGUUGAUGGACGGGACUGGACGGGAAUGAAUAGGUUUUCGCAGCAUUCUGGUCCCACAAGAGGCGGCGGCUGGAUCCAGGAAGAUUUCUGGUACAAGAGAUUUCAAAAAUACACAUCCACAAUGAAAAAUUACAAUCUGGGCUGCUGUUCUAGUGUGUAUAUUUCAUAUCACUAUGUACAACCGCCAAUGAUGCACCAGUUCCAGUACCUGACUUUCAAAGUCAACCCAAUCGACACAAGCUCAGUUGUAAGGAGAGCGUAAAAUGAUGGAAAGCACAAAAUAAAGAUAAUUAUUUAAUACUUUUUAUGUUAUUGGGUAGGAGUAAAAAAUGAAAUAGUGUAAAUAAUUUAACUAGAUUAUUCACAUGCACUUCUCAAGUCGUUUGGAGUCUCAAAUUUUGAUUUUUUAACUGGAUAUUCCCAAAUUUCAAGCAUGAUUAGAAAUUUUAUUAAUAAAAAAAAAUAAUAAAUAAAAAUCUCAAUGCAGAGAAAUCAAGAAUCAACUUUGAUGUUUUGACCAGUUUUGACCUUUACGGAUUCAAACUCAUUGUAAAAUUCCAAAGCGCAAAAUGGAACUUCCUCUCUUCUGGCUGCAUUUUAUACUUUUUCUAUUUUUUUUUAGUUUCACCUUCAAGCGCAUUUUUCACUUAAAAACUGUAAUGGGGAAUACCCAAUAAUUAUACUGUCGACCCUAAUUAAAUGAAUCUAACGUGUCGGUAUUCUCAAUGUCAAUACCAUAAAAAAAACUCUGAUUAUGUUGUGCAAAGAUGAUCUUCUGAUAAUAUAUGUUCUCCUUGGUUAAGGUUAAUAAUUGCAUUCUAUUUAUUAAAUUAUGGUGUGCUGACUGUUUCUAAGUCAAUAAUUAUGCAACUGUUUCACUGUUUUGAGCUGUUUGAAUUUAAAAGGUGCGUAUGAAAGAAAAAUAAUUUUCAUUAAUUAAUUUCAUCUUUAGCGACAAAGAUCUGCAUGCCUAUUAUUUAACUUAUAUAAUUCAAUACAAUUUGAAAAGUCAACCCAAAUGAAUAUCUUGAGUGAGUAA